AUGCCUAUUCUCUCCAGAGGCAGUGACCAAGACUAUAGUAACAUUAGCUACAACUCUUGUAAUUCCUUGAGCCACCUCAUUCCUAUCUGCGUUGAAACCCCUUCUGCCAAAGGGGUCCAUUACCAGAGAGCCAGGAGGAUUUACCACCCUGACCAAGUCUCUGCAGUCGAUCUAAAGACAGAGAUCAUGAUAAAUGUUGGAGGCAUCAAGUACCUGCUGCCUUGGAGUACUUUAGAUGAAUUUCCCCUGACCAGACUGAGCAAACUUAAGUUUUGCAGCAGCUAUGAAGAAAUAAUUCAGCUGUGUGACGAUUACGAUGAAGACACCCAUGAGUUCUUCUUUGACAGGAACCCCAAUGCUUUUGGGAUGAUUGUCAGCUUUCUAGCAGCAGGGAAGCUGAUGCUCUUAAGAGACAUGUGUGCCUUGUCUUUUCAGGAGGAGCUGAGGUACUGGGGCAUUGAGGAAUCCAACCUGGAGAACUGCUGCUUUCGAAAACUCUUUCAAAAGCUGCAGGAGUUGGCCGAGAUGCGCAAAGAAGAGGAGCUGAGGAGGAGCAAAGAAGCUGCUUGUGUCUUGGAUGAGAAAACCAGAUUUGGACAGUUUAUGAACAGACUCAGAGAUAUGGUAGAAAACCCCCAGUCAGGACUCCCAGGCAAAGUCUUUGCUUGUCUCUCCAUUCUCUUCGUGGCCACCACGGCUAUCAGCCUUUGUGUUAGCACAAUGCCAGACUUAAGAGCUGAAGAAGACAGGGGUGAGUGUUCCCAGAAGUGCUAUUACAUCUUUGUCAUAGAGACCAUCUGCGUGGCUUGGUUUUCCCUGGAGUUCUGCCUCCGAUUCAUUCAGGCAAGGAGCAAGUGUCAGUUCUUCAAAGGACCCCUAAAUAUCAUUGACUUCUUGGCUAUUUCACCCUAUUACGUCUCCCUCAUCUUCUCAGAGGACGACUCAAACGAGGAGGACGACAGGCCAAGCAGCAACACGUACCUGGAGAAGGUUGGUUUGGUGCUACGGGUUUUACGUGCCUUGAGGAUCUUGUAUGUAAUGCGCCUUGCCCGACACUCCUUGGGCUUGCAGACUUUGGGCCUCACAGUUCGGAAGUGCACGCGGGAGUUUGGACUGCUUUUACUCUUCCUCUGUGUGGCUGUCACUCUGUUCUCUCCCUUGGUCUACCUUGCUGAGAACGAAUCUGGGAGGGUCCUUGAGUUCACCAGCAUGGCUAUCAUCUCCAUGACCACCGUGGGGUACGGAGACAUGGUCCCACGGAGCGUCCCAGGCCAAAUGGUGGCUCUCAGCAGCAUCCUCAGUGGGAUUCUCAUCAUGUCUUUUCCUGCAACGUCAAUAUUCCACACGUUCUCCCAUUCCUACUCGGAGCUGAGAAAGGAACAGGAACGGUUGCAGUCUCGGUUGAACAGAAUGAAAAAUGCCAAUCGCUCUGCUGAAAGCGACACCUUCAAUGAGACAGACAGCUUGAUCCUGGAGGAUCAGGCAUCACCCAUCAAAUACAUUUACAAAGGGAACUGA
Messenger RNA from Acanthisitta chloris (rifleman), 1518 nucleotides. It is a transcript of the gene KCNG4, whose product is annotated as potassium voltage-gated channel, subfamily G, member 4. Gene Ontology annotation, biological process: potassium ion transmembrane transport; protein homooligomerization. Lineage: Eukaryota; Metazoa; Chordata; Aves; Passeriformes; Acanthisittidae. The record is from RefSeq and is a predicted model, not a curated record. Gene Ontology annotation, cellular component: membrane; voltage-gated potassium channel complex. Gene Ontology annotation, molecular function: delayed rectifier potassium channel activity.